Cryphonectria parasitica EP155 is the source of this 1125-nucleotide messenger RNA. RefSeq lists its product as uncharacterized. Gene Ontology annotation, cellular component: fungal-type vacuole membrane. The record is from RefSeq and is a predicted model, not a curated record. The transcript has 2 exons. Bases 1 to 1125 code for a protein of 374 amino acids. NCBI's taxonomy places the organism in Eukaryota, Fungi, Ascomycota, Sordariomycetes, Diaporthales, Cryphonectriaceae.
AUGAGCUCUGACCCAGGACACAAAGAGCUCCAGAGCGCUCCGCCUUCCCAUGAGGCGGAAGCCGUGGUGGUUCAUCGCGCCCGGCGCGGCGAGAAGGUCCUGUCUCAUCUCCGGGAAUAUCGUGGAUGGUACAUAGGAGCAUGCGCCUUUGCCAUCUUCCUAAUCAUCUUCCUCCCAAUCUUCUUCCUCGUCGCCAUCCCCGCCAUCAUACAGCACACCAUCGACCAAGCCACCCUCCCCAUCAGCAACGGUACCCUCGCGCCCCUCAACGCCUCGGCCGUCCGCCUCGGCUUCACGACAGAGCUCAGCACCCCGUCCGGCACCACAGUCUACCUGGAGCCCUUCACCCUAGACCUAUACAACCCUGACACCAACGGCCACCCCGCCUUCGCCAGCCUCGCCGUACCCGGGCACCGCCUCAGCGGCCGCAGCGCCAUCGAGGUGCCCGCGCAAGAUGUACAAGUUCGUGACACGGCUGAGCUGUCCAUGUUUCUCGCCAGGGCGUUCGCAGCGCCAGAGGUGACCUCCGUCGGCGCCCGGGCUGAGGGUGCCGUUGCGCGCCUGGCAGCCAGCCGGUACUCCGUGCGCCUGGACAAGCAAGUCACCCUCGCCGGGCUGCGCGGUCUUGAGGGUGUGCGCAUCAUGGAGACAGCGGCCAGGGAAGACUAUAUAGAGGAAGGAGAGGAGGAGAAGGAAAAGGCGGACCUGGGCGGCUCGCUCGAGGUGCCCAACUCGUCGCCUUUGACGGUCCGACUCGGCAAUGUCACGUACAGCGUGCUCGCCGGUGGCGUACAGAUCGGGCAGGCGCUCACGAGGGACCUGGAGCUGCAGCCAGGCAACCAGACGCUCGAGUUUGAGGCCGUGACGGACGCCGACAGCGUGAUCGCGCACCUGGAGGAGGUCCUCGGAGAGAUGGAGGACGGUGUCAUCGGGUUCACUGUUGUGGGCGAGCGGGCGACGGUGAAUGGCGAGCAUAUUCCGUACCUGGAUGCUGUCCUGACCAACGUCACUGUCGCGGGUGGACUUCCUUUCUGUGAGGCAAUGAAGAUCAUUCCUAUGGAAAAGCUGCCUCUCACGGCUAUAAGUCUGAUCGACUUCGAUCUUCUUAUGGAGUGUGAUAUUUGA